Esox lucius (northern pike) is the source of this 1555-nucleotide messenger RNA. RefSeq lists its product as uncharacterized. The record is from RefSeq and is a predicted model, not a curated record. Bases 389 to 1045 code for a protein of 218 amino acids. Lineage: Eukaryota; Metazoa; Chordata; Actinopteri; Esociformes; Esocidae. The transcript has 3 exons.
AAAAAGGAGAGCCUGCAGCCGUAAUUUGCCUCAAGGGAAAUUGCAAUCUGCCUUCGCAGAUUUUUUUUUCAGCGGUCUUGCCUAGAUUAAUGUCGUUUUAUCUCUAUUGAACUUCAAUGGAGUAUAUAUUAUAGAGCAUGUUAUUAUCCCCACUUGGCUUAAAUGUUCUGGGCAAAGAUUUCACCUUGUCUAUUGUUUAAUACACAACAUGCUUUUCCUGAAACACAACACCCUGCCCUAAUUAAUUAAACAUUGCUUGUGUUCCAAUGGCUGAUAACCUGAGCCCUUUUAGUUGUAUAAGUGGUGAAAGGCGACAGUCUUAUUUGGACAAGAUCUAGACUGAGAUUGAGGGACUCCGACAGAGACUAAGCAGAGAUCUAGAACAGGCAUGUUAGACCCCAGGCAAAGCGAACUUCUCUCGCAUGAGUCGCGGGUGUAUGGGAAACCGUGGUUCUGGCAGCGGAACUCCUGCACUAUGGAGAGCAGCCGGAGCCUCGCGCGGGUGAUCAUGGAGAUGCGCAACGAAAUUAAAAAGCUCGAGACCGAGAACAAGGUGCUGCGGGGGGAAAUUGAACAGCCGACGAAUGGGACUGAGCAGGGGGAACUGACAGUGCCACCCCACAACCUGCGACGGAAUGCAUCCGCGCCUGCGCUCGAGGGACAGUACAAGGAGAACAUUGUGAUGACGGUCCGUAGAUACUCAGUGGCCUCCAAAAUGCCAGAUGUUAUCCAGAAGAGUGAGGGUGAAGAGCGGCUACCAAAGGACGGAGACGUUGGACGGGAGAGUAAAUCCAGUUGGGGUCGACUCCACCAGGAAGUCCACGCAAAGGGCCCAUCCAUUGUCGGGAACUCCACGCAAAAUGAGAUCUGUUCCUCUGCAACAAAAUUAACCAACAGACUCUCUCUCCAAGAAUAUGUGCACAAAAACAGGUCCAAAGUAAAGACUGUCACAUUUCUUCUGCCUGUGGAUGACAUCUACACCAACCGACCAGCUCUGGCAAACCAUUUGCCAAAUCUGGAUGCAACUGCGGAGACGGAUUCGUGAAGUGAAUAUCGUACAAGUCAUUAGUUGUACGACACUGAUGCAGAGAGGUGGACACUUUGGUGGGACAUUAUGAAGACAUAUGAAGACAAGGGAGUUAAGACAUUUACAUUAACAUCAUUUACAGGAUUGCCUUCAGAAAGUAUUCAGACCACAUCACUUUUCUAUCAAUCUACACCAUACUCCACAAUAACAAAGACAAAACACGUUCUGAGACAUUUAUGCUCAUUUAUUGAAAAACUCCUGUACAUAAAUAUUCAAACUCUUUGCUGUGACACUCCAAAUUUUUCUGAGAUGCAUCCUGUGUCCUUUGAUCAUUCUUGACAUUUCUCUUGAAUCCACCUGUGGUAGAUUCAAUUUUUUGGACAUGAUUUAGAAAUGCACAUACCUGUUUAUAUAAGGUCCCACACUUCACAACUAUCCCUGCUUCUGCGAAGUACUCAGUAAAGUGCCUGAAUACGUAUUUAAGAUAUUUCAGUUUUCUAUGUUCAAUAAAUUGGCAACUUUCUAAAA